UCUCUCUCUGUCGCGUAUCGUAAUUCUGCGGCACGUGUUACGCAUUAGAAGGUGUUAACAAUUAAAUUUUCCUCCUUCGCCAAAUCCAAAUCGUGUUUCUUCCCCCAUUUCUCAUCUCUUCGUCAUCACGCUUCUUUCUCGCCGUUUUCGCUCGACGAGGAUCAUCGUGUAGUUUUUGCAAGUUUUGGAAGAAUAAGUUAAACCCCCGGCGUAUAUCGAGAAAAACAGAGAGAGAGAGAAGAAGAAGACGACGAAGAAGAACAAGAAGAAGAAGAAGAAGUGUGAGUUCUUCAGUUACAUCGAUAACACGAGGGACAAGGCGGAAAAACAGUGCGCGCCCAUGCGUGUAUCGACGGGAUCGCGAGUACGCGUUACGGUGAUCCAGUUACGCGCGUUCUACACGCGAAGAAGAGGGAAAGGGAGAGGAUUUCCUUGAGGAGAGAGAAAACGGUCCUCGGUCACGGUGUGAGUGAUGCUAUCUAGGGUACAUGCGCUACUAAAUCUCGUCUAACGUUUUCUUCGAGUCCGAUUGGUGUGUUCCCUGGGGAUCGUAUCUCCGCGCUUAUCUCAAGUGAUCGACGUAGCUCCGUCGUGGAUCUGAAGAGGAUCCCGUGAUCGGGAACGUAAGAAGAGCGCGAGAGGGAAAGUGCGCCACGUCAAUUUGAAAGAGAGCCGCGAGGAAGAGGAAUGAGAAGGUAGCGCGAGGAAGAUUUUUUUUUUGUUUCGUUACGCGAUAUCCACGUGUCUUCGAGAUCGUCUUUGGGUGAUCCAAGGGUGAUGUUUGUGAGGCGAGUGUGAAAAAUCGGAGGAAAUUAGGAUCCAUCGAUUGAACGAGGCUCGACAGUGGAACACAUGCGAUUGUCUCGUAUGUCGUCGUACAGUCGCUAAGCGAUUGUUCGUUCGUCCGUCAAGAGAUUCUUCCGAUCGAGACGUCAUAGAGACGUACGAUAAGAGAUCAGCGGAUUUGUGAAAAUUGAAGGAAACCUGGUCGGGAGGAAAGAGGCAAGCGAGAGAGAGAGAGAAAAAAAAAACAAAACGAGAGACAAGCGCAUCUGUCUCUACUCGGCGAGACACAUUUCGGCACGGCUGGAAGAAAUCGGCGGAAGUUGGAGGAAAGACGUUCGCCAACCCCCACCCACCCCCCUCCCCCUCUCCUUUCCUCGGCCAACGUCCGAUCCGUCAUCUUCGCCGUAUUAGAACGAUAGAAUCACGGGGCUUAGCAUCGACGACAAGGACGCCGGGCAAAGGAGGUCCAACACUUCACUUCUCGCUUGACGAUCAAGGUGAAUAGACACAACGAUGGUAGAUACACAACAUUUUUGUCUGCGAUGGAACAAUUACCAGAGCAGCAUAACCUCGGCGUUUGAAAAUCUCCGGGACGAUGAGGACUUCGUGGACGUGACGCUGGCCUGCGACGGCAAGAGCCUGAAAGCGCAUCGCGUCGUUCUCUCCGCCUGUAGCCCGUACUUCAGAGAAUUGCUCAAGAGCACACCGUGCAAACACCCAGUGAUAGUGCUCCAGGAUGUAGCGUUCAGCGACUUGCAUGCCUUAGUGGAGUUUAUAUAUCACGGCGAGGUGAACGUGCAUCAGCGUUCUCUCAGCAGUUUUCUGAAGACGGCGGAGGUCCUCAGGGUAUCGGGCCUCACGCAACAGACCGAACAAACCGACAGAGAUGAGCUGUCGCAUGUCCGCGCGUUGGCGGCCGGCGGCAAUCACCUGCCGUUCCACGAGAAGUCCGAGGAGACUUUCCCUCGCGGCGGCUCGCCUACGCCUGUGACCCCGACGCCGACCACCGUGCAGCAGCUACUGCGCCGUGCCCAGAUACGUCGGAACGAGAGACGCACCCCGGACCCGCACGACGAGUCGGCGAAGAGACCGCGGGUGCCGUCGCCGCCGCUCAACAACAACGACGCCACGCCCACGGACUUCUCGAUGGUCAAGAACAACCACCUGUCGACGAAGGUGGAGGGCAACGGGGUGCACGACGAGAACAGUCUCGUCGAGGAGAAUAUAAAGUGCGAGCCGUUGGAGCUGACCGGCGGUAACGGCGGCGGCAACGCCGGCAACGAGGACUCGUCGGACUCCGGCGCCGCGGCGUCGGACCGGCCGCCCGCGUCCGCUAGCAGCAACGAGCACGAGCCCGAACCGGAGCACACGUCCGCGCAGAACUUCCUGCCGGAGAGCAAGCUCUUCACGUCGACGCCCGGCAGCUUCAACUUCAGUAUGGCGGCGCUCACCACCGAUCAUACGCCGUUGUCAGUGAAAUUUCCAGGGUUGGGCCACGGCUUGCAGACGCCGGAUCUAGCGGGCACUUCGCAAGACCAGGAGGUCACCGAGGAGGACGGGGGCUGGCUGUCCGCUACCAACAUCGAAUACCAACGAAAAGUACAGGAAUCGAACCAAAAUACAAGCGCAAAUCGGUACGGCGAGACGAUGGUGCAAUCGCAGCCGCAAGAGCUGCCGAUAAUCGAUCUCUUAGACAACAUUAACGAUCAGAUGGAGAUCGUGCUGAAAUCGGAGCCUAUCUCGCCGAGGAUGGUCGAGCUUGAGUCCUGCCUACUGUCGAAUCACACGCUCGAGAGCCAUACGGAUCUUGAUUCGACGCACGAGUACCGUCACGAUCACCCUCGAGAUAAGCAGCAGCCACAAACGUCCGGAAGAUUUUCGAAUAGUGACGCGCCGUCGCGAUUCAACCUGCCACGGUUACGGUCGCAAAACGGCAUCGUGCAAUCGUUGCGCGCCUAUUACGAAUCCGAUCGUAAAUCCACGAAUCGCACUUACUGCAAUUUUUGCCAGAAAACCUUCUCGCGCGCUUGGUCCCUGCAGAGACACUUGGCUGACACGCAUUUCUACGUGCCGCAAUCUUUAUCCUGCGAUCAGUGCGGUAGAAGUUACAAGUCCAGGAACAGUCUGGUCAGUCAUAAGAGCCAGUAUCACGCUCGUAAGGACCGCAAAGAGCAGGAAGCGAAAUGCGAAGUCACGUAUUGACCGGUCAGCACCGAUCUAGGACGGACUUCGCCGUUCUAUCGUAAAACGCGAUGAAUAAAAGAACUAAGAAUACAAUCGUCGUGUACAGAGUGCACAUACGAUGCAAACCUUGGAGAUUUCUACGAAGAGAGAAGAGAGAGAGAGAGAGAGAGAGAGAGAGAGAGAGAGAGAUGUUGUAGUCUACCGGCUGUCAAUAGAAGACAUUGCCCGU
This is a messenger RNA of Trachymyrmex septentrionalis, 3199 nucleotides long. It is a transcript of the gene br, whose product is annotated as broad-complex core protein. Gene Ontology annotation, cellular component: nucleus. The coding region runs from base 1300 to 2988 and encodes 562 amino acids. Lineage: Eukaryota; Metazoa; Arthropoda; Insecta; Hymenoptera; Formicidae. Gene Ontology annotation, molecular function: protein binding. The record is from RefSeq and is a predicted model, not a curated record. The transcript has 6 exons. Gene Ontology annotation, biological process: regulation of transcription by RNA polymerase II.